This is a messenger RNA of Fundulus heteroclitus (mummichog), 5920 nucleotides long. RefSeq names its product collagen, type XV, alpha 1b (gene col15a1b). Gene Ontology annotation, cellular component: basement membrane. Bases 283 to 4533 code for a protein of 1416 amino acids. The transcript is spliced from 44 exons. The record is from RefSeq and is a predicted model, not a curated record. Lineage: Eukaryota; Metazoa; Chordata; Actinopteri; Cyprinodontiformes; Fundulidae.
GUGUGGAGGUGUGGAGGGGAGGAGACCUCAGAGAGUUAGAGCAAGAGAUUGCAGCAGAAAAAAUAAGUCAUUAGAAAGAGAGACAGGAGAAGAGAAACAAGAAAAAGAGGGAGUCGCUUUCGGAAUAUUUUUUGGCCAUCAUCAUCUCCUGGACUUUCACUCUACAGAAUUCUGCAUUGCCUAGAUCAUGUUGCAGAUGGACAAAUAGCACCUGCUUGGCUUUCCGUGUAGUAUUUGUUUGACCAGUUGGAGUGUUUUCAUCCUAAUCGCCCCAGAUAGAGGAUGGGAGCUUUUCACAUCUGUCUUGCUUUCUUCUUUCUUGCCUCCACGGCUGUGCAUGCCCAGUUUUGGGGAUGGCUCUGGACAUACCCAAAAACCACCACCGUUCCUCCUACCCUUACCUCUCCAACCGUCACCUCCCAGGAACCUUCCACCUCCCAGGGGACGCCGUCAGGGUGGUGGAUGAAACAAGAGGACAAAGUGACAGAGAACGAUGUGGACGGCUCUCGGCACUCGGGGGAGUUAGUGUCCUACGGCGUUCUGAAAACUUUUACAUCAUCUCCUGGGGGGAGCUCAGGUGAAAGCACCAAAGGCAAGAAUAAACCACUGAAACAAUGGAAUAGGGAGAAAAGUUCGGGAAGUCAUCUGAACCUGAUGGAAUUGAUCGGGUUCCCUCUCCCACCCUCCGUCUUCUUCACGCCGGGCUUUGAGGGGUUCCCAGCCUACAGCUUUGGAAGCGAAGCCAACGUCGGCCGACUCGCGUCAACCUUUGUGCCGGGGCCUUUCUACAGGGACUUCGCCAUUAUUGUCACGGUGCGUCCAGCCAACCAGACAGGAGGCGUCCUUUUCGCCAUCACAGAUGCCAAUCAGAAGGUUGUGGAGCUGGGUUUGGCCCUCAGUAGAGUUCAUGGAGGCGUCCAGACCAUCUUACUGUACUACACUGACAAAGAGCAGGCAUCCCACAGCCACAAAGCUGCUGCUUUCACUGUCCCAGACAUGACUGACCAGUGGACACGGUUCACGGUGGUGGUGGAGCAAAAUGAGGUGCGUCUUUACAUGGAUUGUGGUGAGGCUGAGAGGGUGACGUUCCAUCGCAGGCCAGAAAAACUCACCUUUUCCCACAACUCUGGCAUAUUUGUUGCCAAUGCCGGAAGCACCGGGCUCGAUAAGUUUGAGGGGUCGAUUCAGCAGCUGGUCAUAAAGGAUGAUCCUAGAGCAGCUGAGGAGCAGUGUGAAGAGGACGAUCCUUAUGCCUCAGGAUACGCAAGUGGAGAUGAUCCUCUGGAUGACAGAGAGACAGAGGAAGACUUCAGGAAAAGGGAAGAUGGAGCAAAACAGCCGGGGGAGCACAGCUACCCAGUUAUAGCCCCGCCCACUGUACUACCAGAUGUGGAGCUUGAUGAGUACUCUGGUUCCAUGACUCCUACUGUAGCCAAUAAGGAUCUGCUGAUAACAGAGUCUCAACCAACCGAAGAGGCAGGAGAGCGGCCUGGACACGUUGACAUCAGGCCUGGUUUGAAAGGGGAACGGGGUGACCGUGGACCACCUGGGCCUCCCGGUCCUCCAGGACCUCACUACGUACACAAAAAGGAGCGUGGAACACCUGGAACACCUGGACCACAAGGACCACCGGGAACUCCUGGAACCCCUGGAACACCAGGGAUAGAUGGACAGAAGGGAAGCAAAGGUGAUAAAGGUGAACUGGGUCAAAAAGGACAACGGGGAUUUCCAGGGUUGAGGGGAGAAGCUGGAGCUAAAGGGGAAAAGGGAGACUCGGGAGUUGGUUUGCCAGGACCCCCUGGUCUUCCAGGACCCCCAGGACCUCCCAGAUCCCGCAGUGUACCAUAUGGACCAGAUGCCAUUGGUUCUGGCUUUGAGGAUCUGGACACUGACACUGUUUUCAUCAGGGGUCCACCAGGUCCUCCGGGGCCUCCAGGGCCUCCUGGGACUCCUGCACCCCAGUUGUCUUCAGAACUGACCCCUGGCUUUACGGGACCCACUGGUGCACCUGGCAGUGAUGGACUUCAAGGCAAACAGGGAAUACCAAUAUUUGAGGAUGAGUUGAGUGGUUCUGGGACUCUCGGUUCAGGUUUGAGCCCAGAGUUGGCGUCAGUUCUCAGUCCAAAACUUGGUCCUGGUUCCACUUCUGAUUUUAGUUUUGCCUCUGGAGUUGCUUCGGGUUCUGGGCUUGAGUCUGCCUGGGGUUCAGGCGAGGGUCCUGCAGGGACAAACGGCUCUCCAGGUCCACCCGGAGCUGCUGGAGAGAAGGGUGACCAAGGGCUGCCCGGACCACCUGGACCAAAGGGUGAUGUCGGAGAGGUGGGCUUUCCAGGGUCUCCCGGACCCCAGGGGCCGGUUGGUCGACCAGGAAAGAGAGGCCCGGCAGGUCCACCUGGACUCCCCGGCCCACCCGGCCCUCCAGGAACCAAAGUCUUUGGAGAGGAUAUUGAAGGGUCGGGAAAGACUGACUUGUUAAUGGGGACAGGAGUCAGAGGACCGCAGGGGCCCCCUGGCAUUCCAGGACCAGCUGGACCACCGGGUGAGCGUGGAGCCGCUGGCGCUCCUGGCCGUUCUGUCAAGGGUGAACCAGGAGAACCAGGACCAGAGGGUCUGCAGGGCCUUGCGGGACUACCAGGCGCUAGAGGGUCCAAAGGAGAGAAAGGCAGCCCAGGACCCAAGGGCGAUCCAGGUGCUGAUGGACUCAGUAUAGCAGGCCCGCCUGGUCCUCCUGGACCUCCUGGACCUGCUGUAAAUCUACAGGAUCUGAUCAUGAACGCUACCGACGGGAUCCUAAACUUCACCCAGAUCAGAGGACCCCCGGGGCCCCUGGGUCCUGAAGGUUUGCCCGGCAAAGCUGGAUUUCCAGGGCCUAGAGGACCAAAAGGAGACAGCGGCCCCCAAGGUAUUCAGGGAGCUGCAGGAACGAAGGGAGAAAAGGGCGAACCUGGGGUGACAAUUGCUGCUGAUGGAUCCAUUUUGUCUGCUCCAAGGGGCCCUCAGGGGCCAAAGGGCCCAAAGGGCGACCGUGGUUUCCCCGGACCUGCUGGGUUUAUGGGACCGAUGGGACAUCCUGGUCAAAAAGGAGAAUAUGGUUUCCCUGGACGCCCAGGUCGACCUGGGAUGGCAGGGAGGAAAGGUGACCGCGGAGAUUCUGUCGGCCUGCCGGGGCCUCCAGGUCCUCCGGGUCCUCCUGGUCCUCCUGGAACAAUCCUCGGACUCAAUGGAACAGUGUUCCCGGUGCGCCCCAGACCGCACUGCAAACUGGGACGAGAGUCGGUAACAAAGAGAGACUCGGGAGGACUGAAAGGCGACAAAGGAGAGGAAGGGAUGCCUGGUGAGCCGGGAACACCCGCCCCGGCAUUACCUGAUGGAAUAGUGGGAGCGAAAGGUGAUCUGGGACCCAAAGGUGAGAAGGGAGAAAAGGGCGACUCAGGCCUGCCUGGUCCUCCAGGACUUCCAGGAAAAUCUGGACUUGUGGGUCCAAAGGGGGAGUCCAUUGUAGGUCCCCAAGGUCCAGCAGGUUCUCCUGGUCAACCCGGACCCCCUGGGCUUGGACGACCUGGCCCCCGAGGCCCGCCUGGCCCUGCAGGGCCCCCAGGACCAGCACCUCCCCACGGAUCUGACGUCAGUAUCGCGGGUCCUCCUGGUCCUCCCGGUCCGCCAGGAACUCCAGGUUAUGCUAACCCGGUGAUGACCUUCAAGACGGUCAACGCUCUCACGAGAGAGACGCAGCGAGCUGCCGAGGGAACGCUGGCGUACGUGUCUCAGAGGGGAGGAGAGCUCUACGUCAGAGCGCGCAACGGGUGGCGCAAAAUCCCGCUCGGAGACCUGAUCCAUGGAGGGGCUUCUUCUACGUCGGAGGCGUCUCAGGCUCUGAGCAGGGCGGGGGAGUGGAGCAAGCCGCAAAGGGCUCACAGCCAAGAACUGCAGGACGGCGGCAGCGAAUAUCAACCCAGCUACAAUAUCUUGCCACAGACCAUUGAGUCCGUACCUGGACUCCACUUAGUGGCCCUGAACUCCCCGCUCAGAGGGGACAUGCGUGGCAUCCGCGGAGCAGACUUCCAGUGCUACCAGCAGGCGCGCUCCAUGGGGCUCACCUCCACCUACAGGGCCUUCCUGUCCUCACACCUCCAGGACCUGGCGACCAUUGUGAGGAAGGCUGACCGCAACAACCUGCCAGUGGUUAAUCUGAGGGGGGAAGUAUUGUUCGCUAACUGGGCCUCCAUCUUCUCUGGGAAUGCGGGCGUGUUUAACCCGUCCACACCCAUCUAUUCUUUCGAUGGACGCAACAUCUUGACGGAAUCAGCGUGGCCGGAGAAGCUGGUGUGGCACGGCUCCAGCACGGUGGGCAUCCGCCUGACCAGCAACUACUGCGAGGCGUGGCGGACGGGCGACAUGGCGGUGACGGGCCAGGCUGCGCUGCUGCAGACGGGACGGCUCCUGGGCCAGCACGCGCGCUCCUGCUCCAACAGCUACGUAGUGCUGUGCAUAGAGAACACUUACGUGGGCGACGCGCAUCAAAGGAGAACCUGAAGCGACACGCACACGUUAACGCACAUGCAGGCAUGUUGAAAGCGGGAAAUAUGAUUUAGGCACAUGAAACACACGUAGACACGCACCUUUAUAUGUCUGUGUGCGUGUUUAGGUCCCGCCUGAAAGGCAGAGCGAGGCGGCAGCUCCCCCGUGUCUAGAUGUCAGUUAUUUAGUCUCUAACAGAGUAAAAUGUCAACAAAAAGAAGAAGAAAAAAAAAAGAACAGUAGCAGUGUUUGAGAGCUGCUCGUUUCACUCCAUUUCUGGUGCUUUGUUUUAUUGCUCUACAGGCAGACAUAUUAGUAGUAGAAAAACAUUUCUGUGAAAUAAACCCCCCAAAUCACUGCUCUAAUCUUCUAGGUAAAGUCUUUUUUUUUGUUUGUUUCUAAAUGAAUGGGAAGAUUGUCACUUGAAGAGACAGGUCUGACGCCUAAUUAAAAACAGGCGGCUCAUUUAAGUCAAUUCAGUUUACUGCAGUCGUGCCACCACAGGUAAACUAUAGAUGUUUAAAAUGCCUUCAAUGUAGUCCUCUUUUUCUGAAGUUGCAUAAUUUCACACAGAGACAAAAAAAAAAAUCUGAACUUCAAAUUCAGACUUUGAUUUGAGCAACUUUAUAAAAUCAUCAGUGCUUUAUUGGCACCCUUUACAAUUCCUGUAAAAUAGUUGUAACUAUCUUUUUUUUUUUUUUUUUACCUUCUCAAGUUGACCAGUGACUAGAAAUCUGUAAUUUGUGACCCAUUCCACUAUUCAAAAUGGGAAACACAUUAGAACAAAACUAUGAAGUCAGCCAGAUGUGUAUUGAUCUUCAUAGGUAAGGAAAUGGCUACAAUAAAGCAGACACUCACCUGAAGUUGCACACAUCCACAGCAAAAUUUCAAACGUUUUUGAAAACGUUUGAUAUCCGUUGAUAUCCUCUGACUUCAUUUGCAUCUUCGAGCCCGGAUGAUCUUAAACAUUCACGGAUUUCGCCUGGUUUUCUCUGAAUUGUUGCCCCUUCAUUGGCCACAGCAGUCUCCAUUAGCAGGAUUAGAGCAGCCAGUCUGUGAUUUUCUUUUAUUUAUACAGUAGUACGCCUUAGCAGCAAAGCAUAGCAGGCACCAGUUCACAUGUUGCUGUUUGAAGUUGGAACACGUAUAUAUAUGUUGUUAUUGUCCAGCUGUUUGUGUUGUUGAGUUUUUUUGUAAUAAUGUAGACGUUGUUUUAAAUAAAACACUUAGUGAUUAAUAAUUUCCUCUCACCACGCUUUGAUUGAAACGUUCUGCCUGUAAAAUUGAGUGUUAGUUCUUCUGCUGUCCGAUUGUAUCUUGUGUUGAAACAAAAACUUGAUUUUCUUGUACUUACCAACGGGUGCUCACGAAAUAAAGUGUCUCUUUUUGUUGUUUUUUUAAA